AUGAAGUCGAUAAUAUCAAGUUGGUUGGCCAUUGGGGCUUUUGCCUCAUCGGCAUGGGGGCAAACACUCACGAGUAGUGAAAUUGAGAAGAUGGGAAACAAUACGUUGUUUACUCUCGCGCGCUGGAGACCAUCUUCUCAUUUUCUUGCACCUGCAGGCUGGAUGAAUGAUCCCUGUGCGCCUAUGUAUGAUCCUGUUCGGGAUCUUUACCAUUUACAUUAUCAGUUCCAUCCAAAUCAUGUUGCCUGGGGCAACGUAUCCUGGGGACAUGCCACAUCCCAAGAUUUAAUUACCUGGACGGAUGUCGAUCACUAUCCCGACGACGAACUCCCAGCUUGGAAGGACUACCAAGCCCAAUCAAUUGGCACGACCAAUCUAACCAGUUCUCACCAUGACCCAGAACUUUACAACCACCUGUCAAUUUUCUCAGGCAGUGCUCAAGCUGUUAACCUCACUGGCGGAGUCGAUGGUACAAUUCUCGCCUUCUACACAGGUGCCUCCGAACUUCCAACUGCAUGGAACGAAGAGUAUUUCCCAGGAACAGAAAGCCAAGGGCUGGCGAUCUCCAAAAAUGGAGGCCUCACAUGGGAGCACUAUGAGAAUAAUCCCAUUCUCAGUGCUCCUCCCGGUGAUUGGAACAUCACUGGCUGGCGUGAUCCGUUCUUCAUGCCAUGGCCACAACUGGAUACAUUAUUAAACAUGACUGAGCCUCACUGGUACGCUGUCUGGGGAUCUGGUAUUCGUGAAAUUGGUCCUCGCAUGCCAUUAUAUCAGGCUCCUGCCUCCGAUCUGACUAACUGGACAUUCCUGGGUUCUCUUUGGGAGCCAGAGAAGAAUACAUCGCUUGGAAGUCUUGAGGAAACCGGCUCGUAUGGCUUCAACUUCGAACUUUCCAACUUCUUUUCGUUUGGCGAUCGAUACUUUGUGAGCAUGGGAGCCGAAGGAGGCAAUACCAGCUUCCAUCAGAACAAAUGGUCAUUGUGGAAUGAGGGUAAUGUGUCCGUUCGAUCCAAUGGAAGUAUCGCUUUUGAGCCCAUUUCUGGAGGAGCAAGUGACUAUGGUCUCCUUUAUGCGAUUAACUCAUUCGAUGACAUUAAGAAUAACCGCCGUAUUCAAUGGGGUUGGGCACAGGAAGAUUUGAAUGACUUUGCCGCCACACAAAUGGGUUAUCAAGGCGCCUUCUCACACCCACGAGAGAUUUUCAUCAAAGACACCCGAGGCGUUGCCCAUGACCCCUCCAAUACCACACUGACAAGCUCCCGUUACUUCAAAAACCCCGAUGGUAGCUGGACAGCUAGUACUCUUGGUGUGCGUCCCGCCCCCGAUGUUAUCAAAGGUCUCCAUCGUGGUGCCCAACACACCAAGUAUGCGUGCAGUAAGCGACGAUGUGACAGGCAGAAGAUCAACCUCCCAUGCAACCUCACGUCAUCUUACCAAUUCAACGUGACCAUUGAAAAUACCACUGGGAUGGCUGGAAUCACCGUCGGUGCUUCCCCAGACGGCGAGGAAUACACCAACAUCUACUUUGACCCUUCGAGCAACGAAAUUGUCGUGAACCGCACCCAUUCCUCUCUCAUUCAAGAUGCUAAUAAUGCCUCUCACGUUGGUUUCUUUGAGCCUUAUCAGCUCAAGCAGAAGAACGGCACAUACAUCACGGAGCCUGUCCAGUUGAAUGUUUUCAUUGAUGGCUCCCUGGUAGAAGUAUACGCCAAUGAUCGUUUCGCGCUUACUAGCCGGAUUUAUCCCAGUCGAGAGGAUAGUACCGGAGUCGCUCUCUUUGUUGCCGAGGGUGCUGAUGUAAAAUAUUCCAAUCUUGAAAUUUGGGAUGGUCUGUUAGAUGUUUGGCCGAGUAGACCUCAGAAUAGCAGCUCCCUCUUGGUCUGGGACACGGCGGCUGCUACGGGCAAUUAUACUUGGUGGGCGGGCAAUUAG
Messenger RNA from Penicillium angulare, 1932 nucleotides. RefSeq names its product glycoside hydrolase family 32 protein. Gene Ontology annotation, biological process: sucrose catabolic process. The transcript is spliced from 4 exons. Bases 1 to 1932 code for a protein of 643 amino acids. The record is from RefSeq and is a predicted model, not a curated record. NCBI's taxonomy places the organism in Eukaryota, Fungi, Ascomycota, Eurotiomycetes, Eurotiales, Aspergillaceae. Gene Ontology annotation, molecular function: sucrose alpha-glucosidase activity.